Messenger RNA from Cervus elaphus (red deer), 4911 nucleotides. RefSeq names its product LRAT domain containing 2 (gene LRATD2). The record is from RefSeq and is a predicted model, not a curated record. The transcript has 2 exons. Lineage: Eukaryota; Metazoa; Chordata; Mammalia; Artiodactyla; Cervidae. Bases 645 to 1580 code for a protein of 311 amino acids.
CCUGGGCGGAGCCCCGCGGCCUGGGUGGGCGGGGCGGAGGCGGGGAUGCCAGAGGCUCAGCGCCAUGCGAGAAAGACCGGAGCUCUGGGAGCAAGCGCCUGUCUCUUUAAAUGCUACGGGCUGCGCUCCCGCCCUGGGAGCCCGGAGCCGGAUCUACAAUCCCGUCCCUCCCGCUCCGGCGCUUGUUGCUCUCCCGGCCCGAGCGGGAGCUGCCGCCGCCGGGCACCGAGGCUGCUUCCUUCUUUUUCUAGAGAACCCCACUUCCCCCCCCCCCCGAGAUCCGGUUGAGGGGGUGAAGCAGCCCCAGCAGGAGGGAAGGGGUGCGGCGUGAAGAGGCGCCGCUCCCCGCCUUCAAGUCUUGAGGCGCUACGUAGCCCCGGGGGGCAAGACAUGCUCUGCUCCCUCCCGCCCAGCUUCGCAGCCGCCGGCGCCCGUAGAGAAGAGACUGCGGAGUCCACACCUGCAAACUCGCCCUAGAAGUCUCAGGGUGCGGCGGGGUAGGGGGCGGGGGGGUCUCCCAAUUCCUCACGGCCUCCACUACUAGGCGGGUGGUCUCAACCCCUGUCCGGGGACCGGUGCCAAUGACCCUAGUGGUGGUUUCGCUUUCUCCUCUGCCGGCUGCGUGAACGUGUGCCCGCAGCGUGAUGGGCAACCAGGUGGAGAAACUGACCCACCUAAGCUACAAGGAAGUGCCCACCGCCGACCCGACGGGCGUGGAUCGGGACGAUGGGCCCCGCAUCGGGGUCUCCUACAUCUUCUCCAAUGACGACGAGGACAUGGAGCCGCAGCCGCCGCCCCAGGGGCCGAAUGGCGGGGGCGUGGGUUUGCCCGACGGCGGGGACGGGCCGUCUCUGCCCCGCCCGCAGCCCUAUGACCCGCGACUGCACGAGGUGGAGUGCUCCGUGUUCUACCGCGAUGAAUGCAUCUACCAGAAAAGCUUCUCGCCGGGUUCCGCGGCGCUGAGCACCUACACCCCCGAGAACCUGCUCAACAAGUGCAGGCCUGGCGAUCUGGUGGAGUUCGUGUCGCAGGCGCAGUACCCACACUGGGCCGUCUACGUGGGCAACUUCCAGGUGGUGCAUUUGCAUCGGCUAGAGGUGAGCAACAGCUUCCUGACGGACGCAAGUCAGGGCCGGCGCGGUCGCGUGGUGAACGAUCUGUACCGCUACAAGCCGCUGAGCCCCAGCGCCGUGGUGCGCAACGCGCUGGCGCACGUGGGCGCCAAGGAGCGCGAGCUGAGCUGGCGCAACUCGGAGAGCUUCGCCGCCUGGUGCCGCUACGGCAAGCGUGAGUUCAAGAUCGGCGGCGAGCUGCGCAUCGGCAAGCAGCCCUACCGACUGCAAAUCCAGCUCUCUGCGCAGCGCAGCCACACGCUCGAGUUCCAGAGUCUGGAGGACCUGAUCAUGGAGAAGCGGCGCAACGACCAGAUCGGGCGCACCGCGGUCCUGCAGGAGCUGGCCACGCACCUGCACCCCGAGCCUGACGAGGGCGACAGCGACGCUGCGCGGACUACGCCGCCUCCCGGGCGCCUCCCCGCGCCGGGCCGGGAGGAGGGGGACCGAGAGGCGGUGGUGCACUGACGGGGGAGCUGAGAGAGGAGCUGUUUGCAGCAGCCGCUGCCCGUGCCCGCUCCCUCCUCUCACUCCCUCCUCCACCGCCUUCUGGGCCCCAUCUGGGCUCCUGGGCCAUUUGGAAAACGGAGAGUUGGCGCAAAGCGUAGCCAGCUGUGGCUUGAGUUUGUUAUCUUGGACGGAGGAGGAAGAGAGAGCAGGUAGGAGCACUUUGGCCGGGGGCGCUUCUCGGCCUCUUGCCCACUGGCUCAAUCCGCCUUCUUUUCCCGAGGUGAGGCAAGCUGUGGACUUGCCAGACACUUGAAUCCCUGCUGGACUUGGGUCCAAAAAUCAGCUCUUCUGAAUUUAGGGAUGAAGACAAGUUCGGAAUACCAAUGCCUGCCGCUGCCUUCUGCCCGCGCUUCCCCUCCUACCCUGGGCCUGGAGGAUGCCCUGUAGUAAGGCCAGAGGAGAUUUGUGGUGUGCCUCCACACCGCCCCCCCCCCCACCCCCACCCCGCGGCACCCCCCGAGGGGCAGUGUGAGGGGUCCGGGAAGCUGGGGUGAUUUAUUUAUUUUAUGGUUUUCCUGGGGUGCAAGGCUGGUGAAACCUGGAUCAGAUCUGGGAUGAAACCAAACAACCCCCUGUGAAGUAUAACAAAUAGUUGAGUAAACUUGGGCUGCAAAACAAAGACUUGGCUACCUCAGCCCGCCCCAUCCCCCAACGAUGUGUCUUUUGGAGCUGGCUUCCGGCUGAGUCUCCUGAGCGGCCCACCGGUUCCCAGGUUUCAAGUAAAUUGUUGUCACAGGCCAGCUAAGGGAAGGAUUCUAUUCUGGUUCUGUUUUGCCGCCUUUGUUUAUAGCCUGCAAUUGUAGGCACUUAAGAGCUGCUGUGUUUGUCAUCAAAGGAGGGCAGAGCCCUUUGUGUCUCUGAUCUAAUUAAAACCUGCAUGGCCAUGUUCAUCCUCAGGUCAAUUUCCUGUCAAUCCCCCAGCCGACCCCCUUCUGAUAUAGUGAAGGUAACUUGUUUUCUUUUCUUUUUUUUUUUAAACUUGUUUUCUUAAUUUAAGGCUUUGGUGGUGGUCCUGUGAUUUUUUUUUUUUUCCCCUUUACUGUCUCACCCCCUUCACUCACUCUUGUUUUGCUGGAGGUCGAAUUUUUGGCUUGAGGCAUAUUUCAAUGAUAAGGUAUUGCUAGCCACGCUUGAUACAAUAUGUAUGUAAGUGAAAGUCACUCAGUCCUGUCACUGAGCUGUUGCUCAGUCAGUUUGUGACCCCGUGGACUAUACAGUUAUUUUGUGACCCAGUUUUUACCCUUAGAGUAGGAUCAUAUUUGAAUGAUCCAUAUUUAAGUGAUACAGCCAUGGCCAUCCUCAGGCAUCCUGCCUGGAGAUCUUUAAAUCAAGGCAGCAAAACUUGAAGGAUUUUCUUGUAUUAUUACAUUUUUUUUUCAAACUUAGGAAGUCGAGGCCAUAAGUUUUAAAAGCCUAGACCUUCAUAGCACCACAACACGAAUUCAUUUAAUUACAAGGGUGUAGGCUAUGUUCCCUGUUGUCACAGGAAUCCCCAGACAUGUCCUAUCACUUUGAUUGUUAAAGAUGAACCACAGUCAGCUCUAGUCCAGGACUUUAGAGAAAUAUCCAUCUCCUGUUGAAAAUGUUAAUCCAGUUUCCUUCUUUAAUAAUCUCACAGCUUUGUGUUUGUAUUCUUUUGCUCGUGGAAAAGUGGAGCAAGGUAAAGUGGGUAAAGACAUUUGGGAGAGCCUGUUAGAUUUGAAUUGUCUUUUGUGUCGAACACAGUCAAGAGAAAGUUGAAUGUAACGACCGCUGUGGAGGCAGCAGGAGGGGAGAGCAGAGCAGCACCGUCCAGCAGCUCUGGGCCAGCUCUCUCUUCCGCUCUCGGAUCUCUGUCUCCCUCUUUCAAGCUUCAGUGGAAAGUGAAUGUCGUCAGGCACAGGGAUAGCAAUGACUCUUUGUUACAGCUUUGUGAGAAAUCUCAACUGGAAGGAAGAACUAUAAAAUCCACAUCUACAGUAGCAAUUCUGCCUCUCAGGAAGAGGUUUUUGAUAACAGGACUUGAAAAUGAGCUAGAAGAGUUAAGAGAUCUUCCGAUGCGGCUUUCUCAUGUGUUUUUACAGAGCAACAGAGAUGUGAACUACGUACAUAAUGCUUUUGGAACCGUGAUUCUGUUGGAAGUUUUAUUAGGGUUGUCAUAGUUAAAGUAAAACAUCAACCAACCAGUGAAAGUUUCAAAGAAAGGGGAUUGAAUCAACUGUUGGCAUCUUUCUUGAAGAUGUGGAUAAGAGUUUUGAAUGUCCAGACAAUGGCUACAUCUGGCACUUUAAAAUAUACAUAUAUAUAUUUAAUUUUUGUUUCUCCUUAGGACUAAGACUCUAGAACUGUUUUGUACUGUGAAUUACGGAUGCUCUUUGAAGACAAGGAAUAUUGAUUCUAAUGUUCUUCAGAAGCUCUGGCAGGGAUAAGCAAGACACUCAACUGGAACGGAUGCUAAAUGUAAUCAGACAAAUUCUAUUUUCUUAAGCAAAUAUUUUAUUGAGACUGCUUAUGUAUAGCAAAGGAGCCCACAACUUCAGCUACACAACUUUUUGUAUUGAAAGAACUCAAACUUUUUGUAGCUUUUAUUCCACAUUUAAUUUAAAAUGACUAUAGCACUAACACACCUAGCAGAAGACUUUACUCCAGACCUUUAAGGAAAUUUUUAGUUUUUAUGAAAAAAUGAUACUUCAGUGGUUACAUUUCUCACAUCUUUGGUGCUUCUGUCCCUAAUAGCACCAGUCAACAACACCACAACCACAUGGAAACAUAUUUUUGGAAGCAAAACUUUAAUUUUCUACAACAUAUACUAUGGAUAAUGAGAAUUUAAGGACUACUUGUUUCCUAUAUUUUUUUUUUUCCUUAGAAUGCAAUCCAUUGUGUUGAAGACUUGAUAUGAUGUGAUUGUCUAACCUUUUUUUUUGAAAUUAGAAUAAAAUCUAUUGUGAUCAUGAUCAUUGAAAGGGUUUGUUUGGCAAGUUAUGUUUUAUUUGUGAGUUUUUUUUUUUUUUUUUUUUUUAAUCAAGGUAACUAAACUAGUUUAUUCAACUUCAUUAUAUUGUCUUGUUCUUACUGAUAAUACCUGUAACCCAUGGAGAAUUAUAUCGGUUAACUUGAUAAAUUCCACGUGCAUUUUAUUUCCUAGUGAAUUGUGUAAACUUUAUUUUUGUUGAUGAUUAUAUGUUAAAUCAAUGUUACGUUCUCAUACCACUUCUUGAGAAGGAGGUUCUAAUUUGAAACUGUAUCAUUUCCUUCAAAAUGAAGGGCAAGUGCUUAGUUAAAUAAAAGAUUGAUGACAUCUUUUAAACCA